GGACUCAGACGGUAGUAGUAAAGCCCAGCUCGGGUCGGCCGAGCGCAAAUGUGCGCUCUACGUGCUGACAGCCGCGUUUCGUUCGAGCUGGUCUCACCUGAGAUCUCGUUCGCAGAUCACGAACAGCGUGUCUCUGAAGAAAGUAGUCGAAGGACCUUCGAACCGGGGAGAGAGAUGCGUCUGGCGUGACGGACGUCCGACGUACGGGAACCGUAUACAGGAGAGGACGUCUCUCCACCACAGUGAACAUCCCUUCGUUUCAGUGUGUGUCCGUCGUUCAGUUUCUCUCUCGCUCGCUCGGCUGUCUCGCUGAUUCUGUGUCUCUGCCUGUCUGUCUCUCUGUUACUCUGUUGUUUGCGUCUCAGUCACGUACACACAUACACAUACGUAUCGUCUCUCCCUCUUUGUCUCUCUCUCGACGUCGUCCCUCUGUCGGCCCAUCGACAACGAGGGGAUAAAAGUGGCGCGAGCACGGGCAGACCCAGCCGGAGACUGGCGGCGUCCGAGGCACUGGCGGAGCUGGUGAACGAGAUCAGGAUGAAAUCGAGGAGCAAUAUAGCUAUAUCGAUCCUCCAUCAAGAUCGUCGAAGUUACGAGGUCGUUAGAGAAGGUACGUUCGUGUAAAGAUCUCGGCGAAAGUUUGUCAUUUGCUGGUGGAGGAUUUAACAGCCUGCGGCAGGGCAGGUCUCGAAGCGAAGAAAGGAGAAGGCAGGAAGCGGAGGUGAAACCAGGUACAAGCUACCAGGAAGGCCUAGCGCCUGGCUGUUUAGUGGCUGUUGACAAAGGCGGCGGGGGGGGGUGACGGGUAACAGCACCUAAGGGCGGGUGGGGGGAUGCAGCUCGAAAGGGUGGCGGCAUGGAGGAGCCCUCGCUGGAGGCUCUCAUGCAGGCGGGCCUCAUCUUCGUGGUCAGUGUCGCCAUCAUCUUCUCGAAUCUCCUCAUCAUCGCCACCUACCUUAAUUUCCGUGGUCCCUCCGAGGUGAUAAACUACUACUUGCUAUCUCUCGCUUCGGCGGACCUUCUUUGUGGUCUGCUGGUGGUUCCGCUCUCGGUGUAUCCAGCGUUGGUACGACGAUGGGUCUAUGGGGACGUCGUGUGUCGUCUCGUUGGCUAUUUGGAGGUUACUCUCUGGGCGGUAUCUGUUUACACCUUUAUGUGGAUUUCUGUGGAUCGGUAUUUGGCCAUCAGGAAACCAUUGCGAUACGAGACCGUGCAGACGAAAACCCGAUGCCAGUGCUGGAUGGUCUUCACGUGGAUCAGCGUGGCGAUGAUGUGCUGUCCGCCUCUUCUAGGUUUCCAAAAGCCGAUUUUCGACCGGGAGGCGUUCAUCUGUAUGCUCGAUUGGGGCAACAUGGCUGCUUACACCAUCACACUGUCGAUCCUCGUGCUAGGCCCAUCGGUCAUCACCAUCGUCUACACCUAUUGCUACAUCUUCACGAUGAUGAGACGACUAAAAUCCGGCGUACUGAUUCACGACAAGGAGUACGCGACCGCGCUCUCGGAAAACUUGAGCAAUCCGAGUCAUAUCAUGUCCUUUGUCCUGGUGAUGACUUUUUGGGUGUCCUGGGCACCGUAUGCCGGUCUCCGGAUAUACGCUGUCGUUAACGGACCGCCGCAGGUGCCGUUUCUCCAUUUCGCGGUAGUGUGGUUGGGGGUGACGAACAGUUUCUGGAAAGCGGUGGUCCUUGGUACCCUGAGCCCGCAGUUUCGACUAGCGGCUCGUGUGCUCUGUCUAACGUUGUGCUGCCGGCACAGACGACUUCCGCCGGAGCUGCUCGGCCUCGACGACGACGAUUAAAAGCCAAACGCCUACGAGAACAAGAGAGGAAACGCUUUCCUUUUGCGCGCGAGCGUUUUACAACACGCGCCCCAUUCUUAGAGCAUCGCUUUUCAUCUCUCGGUAUUCGAGGUCGUUUCUUGCAUUCGCCACCGUUCUCUCGGAGUCUCCUUCGAAGGCUGAGACUGAGAUUCUUUGUUCCGAAAAGCGCUACCACGACGUCCGACGAGUAAGACGCGCGAUCAAUCUGGUCGCGUCUCAAAAUACGGAAUAAAUUUCAGGGAACUAGUAAAAAAGAAAUGACUUUUCACCAACGAACUUCUUCGAUAAGCGCCAAACUUUUCUGCCUCGAAAGAAGAAUACUUCCUUUUCAGUCACUGUUUCCUUGCAAAUGAUCGUUCCUUAGAGUCUCUGGAUAUUUAUCCGAUCCAUUUAUUUUCCGUUUCGCGUGGACGCGAUUCGAUUAAGACUAUUGCUUUCUGUUUCUCUUUCCGCGCCACAGGAGACAAAUUAUUCCUAGCCGAACACGAUUGAUCGGCCAAGUACAAUAACGUAAAUCUCUCCGUAAGAUCAACGAGCAAUCAAGCGCCACGAUAAUAAACCGAAACUUCGAAGACUAAGAUUUUUGCUAACUGAAUUACCAUUUGCCGUUAGAUCAGUUCGUCUCGAUUCAAACUGUCAAACCGCGUGUAAUUAAGAACCUAACGAACCGUUAAGACGAUUAGAGAAAAAGACGUUAAGAAAAUUAAGACGUCGAAAAAACGAGAAACGUGUCUGACAAAGACACGUGGUCGCUUCUUCGUCAAAACACUUCUUAUUCGAGUUAUUUAAAGAAAUCGCGUAAACUAUUAGGGUAUUGCUUUUUCUAUACGAUUUCGAUUGAAAUAUAAUCGAUUAUACGUAUAUACACACAUAUAAAUAUACAGAUGUGUACAUGUCUGUUAUUAAAAGAAUCCACGUUAUCGACAAAACGUGGGAACGAGCGUGGUGUAAGGCCGAAAGAAAGAAUCGAAGCUCAGUCUGGGGCGCGUUUGUCGCGCGAUCAAGAUUCUCGAAAGGGACGCGAUCCUCGUGGACGAAUCGUCGAUCGAACAUUCACGACGGACGACAUCCUGUUCGUUUUGGCGACGGUUCGCUCGACGCUGAUCGUUACAGUCCGGAUUAAUUAAAUCGGAGACGCCCUGUUUAUCUACUUUUUGCUUUUUUCCUUCUCGAAGAACGCUCUCGAAAGUCGACGAAACGCGGAGAGCUUUCUCGCGCGUUCCUCUCCUCUCGGUGGUUUCAGAAGAGCGUUCUCGGAAAACUAAUCGUUGCCUAUAUCUACGUGGUAAGAUCACGCUCAAACACAAUUAUCUUAGCGAGUCGCGAUAAAUUAACGUGUAAAAGUAUAACACGAGGACGAGCGAAGAGUCGCUUGCGAUCGCGUAGCAUCCUGCGCGAUUACGAAACUAAAAUCGAUCGAAGGAGGAUGCGAAGGGAAGAUGAUUAAGCAGGCGAACACAAAAUACAAGAGAACACUAGGUCAAUUAACGGAGAUGCCUCUACGAAUGCGACGCCGCGUCAAUCUGCGCGCCCGUAGAACGCCCAUGUGAAACAAAAACUCGCGGACGGGAUUUCGAUCGCGACGGUUAUACGCUUUUUUUAACGCGCUUCCUCCUCUACUCGGCCUCGCGAUCGGGCUCCCUUCCACUCUCUCUUUCUCGUUUUUAAUCAAACUUGGGCUGACACGUUUUACUUUUUCUUCUCCUUCGAAUUUCUUCUCUUGCGUCCAGUUAUUAAAUCCUCUUGCAAGUUUCUGUGGUUUUCAUCGUGUACGAACAUAAUUCUAUCGAAAUCGAACGUUUUUAUUUAAAGUGAUUUUCAUAAUUAUUACCGAAUUGUCGCAGAAAAUAUUUCUAAGUACCUCCUUUUCAUUCUAAUAUUUCCUUCGGUUUGAACAAACUGGAAGCUUCUAUUUGCUCACUUUUCACAGGUACAUUACACGACACAACUGAUAUCUCUUAAACGAUCGAAUCGUGUCGUUUGUAUCUGAUUUUUAGCAGUUCUUGCUUUAACGGAAGGCAAACCUCCUUGUUGGAGAAGAAAAAGAAUGGGAAGAUCCGAUUCGCCGGAUUGUGACUCGUUUUACAGCGCGAUUCUAGAUCUGCUUCUGAAAGUGAAGGACUUGCGGAGUUAGAAACUCGAUUAUCGAGCGUGAAACUCAAGCAGGCACGUGUUUCCAUCAUACGGGAUCGAAUUUCAAUUAAAAUGGUAAUCAAACUUUCACCAACGGCGCGUUACGAAAUUCUGGCCGCCGACGGAAGCAAUAAAUGCGCGAGAUUAAUUGAAUGGAAGUACAAGAAACUGCGAGAGAGCCGUGAACACGGGUCGAAGGAAGCAACGUCGUUAUAUAGUUGUCGGAUCGUGGAUCGUGUUAAAGUUAAAUCGCCAUUAUUCCAUUUUCCGGUCAAACCGUCGCGUCAUGGGCCGUCCGCUGCGAAAAUCUAAUUUAAAACUCGCCCCCGUUUCUUACUCAAAGGGAAAUCGACCGACAUGAAACGCAACGCAAAAACUUAGCGAAAACCGUUUCUCGUGGGUGGAGAGAAAGCAACGGCUAUUAAUAAAACGCGAGAUUCAUUUAUAAACCUGGCCAUUUCUAUAGCGAAUAAAGUCCACUGUUUGAGUACCGCGGUUACGAAUGUUUCACGGCUACGCGGCUUUUAUAUAACGGAACUUCCCGCGACGUUUCCGUCAUGGCGAUAUUUAUGCCUCAACAGUGUGCGUGUUAUACGUAAUUGGCGAUGAAAAGCUGCGUGUAAUUAACCGUUUCGUUAAGCAGAAUAUCGCGGAUAUCUUACGACGGUUUAAAUUCAAUUCAGAAAUGAAUUGUAUAUCGAAGAGAGUAAUUUGACGCAGGUAGAAGUUCCGCGUUUUUACUUUCGUAUCUUAUUUCGUUAUUGCAUAUUCUUUAGCUGGUCUACAGUGGCGAUAUUUAAUCGUUGAAAAAGAUGAAUAUAUGAAAAAAGAGGGAAUACAAUUCGAAACACUUGGAUCGAAGAACGACGUGUCGCUCGAAAGUUAAUUAGCGUCGCUUCAAAGUUACAGGCUAUUCAUCGAUUUCUGUGUAUGUAUGUUCUCAAGGUUUAGAAUGGUCUCAGAAGCAGAUAUAGCAUCGGUUGAACAGUAAGUUUUUAUUACUCGUCUGAUCGUACAGCGAAGGAAAAAGGAUUAUGCGUUGAAUUACACGCUUCGUAUCUACUUCGUACAAAUUAUCUGAAUUAUAACAAGUACGAGAAAAGAAACUAAAGAAAAAAGAGAAAGAGAGAGAGAGAGAUAGAGAGAGAAAAAAAAAGCACAGCAAAAUAUUGUUCCCGCUACGCUCCAAAAAGCGAUGCUCACGCGCAAGCAAGUGGGCAAGAUCCUGAGAUUUCUUGAAUGGUGAACGUUAACCCUUUAAAGAAGAAAUCCAAUACGCAAAUCGGUGUCUAGAAAGUCUCAGCUUCUACUCUAUUUUUUACUCUAGACUUCGUGUUUUAUUAAACUAUAAGGCUCUUCUAAUAAAUAAAUCGUAAGCGGACGCCCCGGUCGGGGCUACGAAUACCAUUAGAUGCGCGACGGUAAUUUAUCGUGCCAUUUUGAUAUACCAAGCUAUAAGUUAAAGGGUUAAGGUGCCCGGAAGUGCUCUGAAAACGCAGAUGUUAAGGUGCGGAGCGUCGAAACGUUCUUUCGAUAAUUUACCAUCGCUAAUGCGUCACAUUGAUCGAAUUAUUAAACGGAAUUAUGGCGAUUAUUCGAUGGAAUGAGAAAUUUAUCGUUGAAACGAAUUGAAAAUAACGAGAGCACGGUUCUCUGAUGUUCUCUGAUGUCAAGAUGUCUUAACUGUAGAACCGAAUCGAAGCAAAUUUUGGGCUACGUUAUAGUUGAAACUUUAGCUAUGUAAAACAGCACCCCGGCUAAAAUGCAACAAGAUAAAAAGCGACGCGACGCCAACCUCUUUGUUAAUUGCCGGCUCGUUGUUCGACGGCAGCUCGGCCGACGAAUUGUUCGACAAAUUUUAACGAUUGUUAUGCGACGUGUAUCGUCGUUAAUUGUUUACCACGAACGAGCAACGUGUCAUGCGAGUUAUUUACCAGUGCGAUGAGUCACGGUAUCGAUAUUCACCGUUCUUCCAAGUAUAUCUGUUGCGAAGAACAUCGAUGAAUCCCAAUUAAGAUUUAUCCUAAGAUACACACGUCCAUCCCUGUUUGAAGAUCAAAAGCACUUGCGAAUUUUUACCUGUUCACGACAACGAAGUAUUUUUCGAACGAACUCGCUUCGUUCGCACUUCAUUCGAAUGCUUUGUAUAACUCGCGAAGUCAAAGCAAUAAUAAGCGGUACGAUAUAGUGUUGAUUUAACGCAGUUAAAUGAUUAAUUCCUUUCUAACGAUGAUUCGUAAAUGAGUUGAGGAGGUAAUCGUGAAGGAGGGUACCGUCACCCGUCGUAUUGUUAAUAAUUCCAAUAAAAUUGAUUGAACAAAAACGCAACAGUUUUGUCUAUGUUUCGUUUCUUUUUCGUUUCGCGAGAUAUUUUUAUUUCUGUGUAAUGUUUCCGCAAAUUCUUUAGCCGGGGUUGAUCGUGGCGCAUAAAUGAAAAAAAGAAAGAAAAAAAGAACGAAGAAAAUGUUAUGAUUUUGCUGCGAAUGUCUCUUCGUGUAUGUAUGUACAUAUUAGAUCGCGCAUGCCACGAUUCUUUCGUCCAAAUCCAUCGUUACGCGCUUUAAACUUUUACGAUGCAACGUCCCGGGUGCACGCCGACACAGGGAUAAGCGCCCACCUGGCCCGGAUGAAUGUUCCUUCCGCGAUCAGGCAAUUCCAUCGAGUGUCCGCCGUAUUCAUUUUCAUAGUGUCGACAGAGAUUCAUUUGGUAAAAAGAAUUUUGUAAAUUCUAAACUGCUUUCAAACGGGUUUUGUGACGAUGAAGUUCUUUUGCUUUUUGCAAGAACGUUCGAUGUAAUUGUUUAAGCGUUAUUUAAACGUGAAAUGAUUAUUUGAGCUGAGAUAAUGCUUAUAAUACUUAUUUGAACGUAUCAUUAUGUUAAGCGUGUCUGUUAUUUCAUUUACGAAAUGCUUAUGAAUCUUGAUACACUUAAAAUUCUAUUACACUUCUAUUACGUAUAAGAUGAAGUUAAGCUUAGAAGGUUUCCCAAAUCUCUUACUCAGCUCGACAAUAUCUCUUUUUCAUAUCAAAUUUGCUAGAUUUAUUUAAACAUGCUGUUCCUAAUAUUCACUUUCUUAUUAAAAAAAAAAAAGAGGAUAAUACGCGAACUUCUAAAUCAAAGCUAUCUUAAUUACAAAUGAAAUAAUCCGUUUCAUUAAAAUAUAUUCUUCAUUGAAAUAAUUAUUUCAACAUAGUAUAGACUGUAUUGAACAUUUGUAUGCGAUGUCUAUCAAAUGUUCUUCUUAACAAUUAUUUUGAAUAGCAACCAGCUCUCUAAAACGUAAGAUUUCAACAGCAGGACGCGCCCUCCCUAAAGCAGAAUUUGAUUACUUCGUAAUGCCACACAAGAGGAGAAGCAGCAAAGCGAUGGUCGCUUGAAACAUUUAUCAAACGGGAACACCAGUCGAAAUACCAGCUUCCGGGCGUGUUCCAUCAAAGCCGGUGUGCCACCCACGUUAGCGUGCAUCCGCGAAACCGCCAAACCGAGCAGUAUUAAAUUCCUCAGCGAUAACGAGAUUCUAAAUACUUUAAAGUCGCUCAAAGAGAAGGAAGGAACGAGAACGAAGCGGAGGAAGGGAAUAAAUCAAGCAUACAGAACUGGAUAAAACAAAAGGAGGAGAAAAAGAUAGAGGUAACAGUACCUGCAUCUGAAAAAGGAAGAUCGAAGCGUUGCUUCUUUUUCUCAUUUCUUUCUCCUCUAUAUUUUUUCUUUUUUUUUUUUUCUUUUCCUCGUCUUAUGAUAAAAGCAACGCGGAUAAAAAUAACGACGAACUGAGAACGAGACGAGGAUGAAAGGAAAACGCGAGAUUGGUCCCUGGCAGUUUUCCGGGCGGCCUUCGUUAUUAACGAUUAAUUACAUUUUUGUACCUAGCUGCUAGUUUUGUACUAGUUUUGUAACGUACCUCACCACCGGACGUGCUGUUAUUGCAUAUUUUAAGUGGUUGUUAAAACGGAAGGUUGAUCGAUCACCCACGAAUGUCCGGCGUCAUAAUGUGGUUGUGUACGAUCGAUGAUCGUCGCGAUGCUAAACCCGCGCUGCCUUGUGUGAUAAACAUGACAUUGGGACCUCGCGAAUAUUUCAUUUUCAUUCCGAAAGUUUUGACAGAGAAGCGAGUUUUCAACUAUAGACGCUGGAAACGGUCGAUACUUGCGCGUUUCUUCGACAUCCAUGAAACGGACUUGACGCGAAAUACGAGGAAACUCGUCGAUUGCGACGAUCCACUGAAACUUGCUUUCUCUCCCUCUCUCUUUCUCUCGCUCUCUGUCUAAGUUGUCCUUUGAAACGAUAUAUUUCUCUUCUGUUCGAUCUCUUUCGAGUAAUUGGAAUAAACGAAACGGAAUAAAAAGGUAACAAUAAUUGGUCGAUACAUUGCAUCGUGAUUAUCACAUGAGACACACAGGUUGCAAAGUACAAUAGUAUCUUGAGGUUUCACCUGACAGGCCGAGAGUGCUUUAAAGAGUCAUUUCAGCGCUGCAAAUGAAACAUCUAAAAAGAGAUAAUAAAAGGUAAAGAAAAAAAAGAGAAGAAGUAUUCUCGUUAAUUAAUAUCCAUUUAUUGUUACGAUAAUCUAUAUAUCUAGAACGAAAGAAGUAACUGGUUUGCGAAUUUAUCGAUUCUAAAAAUGUUCUAUUUGAUCGCUGAAAUACUCGAUCUUGCGCGCAAGCAAUCAAAAACACGAAUUAACUCGCAAGAAAAACUCGUUGUUAGGAUGCAAGCAUGCGUUUUAUUCACGCUUUGCCUGUUGUCUGUUUCAAUGUUUAGAUCGAUCGAUUUUUUCCACGCGUAUCAACGAGCGCUUUCGUUAAAUAAAAAGGAGAAGAUGUUGCGAUCGUGCGUGUUGUUAAUGAAGCGUUUAAUUUCGCGUGCUUUCAUCCUGCAUGCGUUGAUAACUUGCGAUCAGGACGCAGGAAACUCGAAUCACGGUGGAUUCUACGGUGCGAUUCUAGUUGUCCGAGCGCAAUGACGGGUGUACUACAUACGUCGUGAUACGAAUUCGACGAUAACGGUACAAUAUUAACGAUUAUUGUCCUAGCGCCAUAGAAUAGUAAGAUGAUAUUCCAAUAAUAAAUGGCGAGAUCGUAGAUAUCGCAAAUUUCACUCGAUAUACGACUCGGUAUAA
Bombus huntii is the source of this 9073-nucleotide messenger RNA. RefSeq names its product beta-2 adrenergic receptor (gene DopEcR). Bases 857 to 1798 code for a protein of 313 amino acids. The record is from RefSeq and is a predicted model, not a curated record. Gene Ontology annotation, molecular function: peptide binding; G protein-coupled receptor activity. Gene Ontology annotation, cellular component: membrane. The transcript has 5 exons. Lineage: Eukaryota; Metazoa; Arthropoda; Insecta; Hymenoptera; Apidae. Gene Ontology annotation, biological process: G protein-coupled receptor signaling pathway.